AUGGCUCCUCCAUUAUUCAAUGAGGCCUUCAUUAUCAUCCGCGUAGACAAUAAGGGACAGCCAGUUAAUAUCAUCCCGUAUGACGAAAACGCAGCCACUUAUGUCGCGGUAUCCAUAAGUAUAUGCCGGGGAAUGCUGAAAACCUCGAGGGUCAAGGACGCUUUCAAGAAAUUUGCCGAAGCAUACGAUCCGAAGCUACCCAAGGAUGGUAUCGUCGAGACGUUCAUCAACAAGAUACUUGAGCGCUUCCCUCUAGUCUUUGUUGACAACUCCAUGGAAAAUCCAGACCUCAUAGCGUGUCAUUUUAGACGCGCCUGGCGCGAUGAGGGCUACGGCUUUGACCCCCGCAAGCAGGGUAUCCUGAUAAACGGACCGGUUCACCAAAUGUGCAUCGCGGGAAUAGGGGCAGAAAGUUCUCAAGACCCGGAUUCCAAAGUGUCCAAGCGGUUCCGAGUCUUCUUGUUCACAUUUGCCAAGUCGUUCAUGCACGAACUCGCCCACAUUUUUGUAACCUCUCUCGGCCCAACAGGCAAGACAAGAACUCCGCCUCACAUUCGUGGCUCAGAGGAGGACGACCCCCCCACAGGCGAGGCUGGUCGGUAUAUAGAAAAUUUGAUUUUCGGCGGCAGGGUGAUCAUUAUACGCAACAAUGCUGAGGGCGAGGGCCAGGCCGGCAUAUGUUUCCUUGCUAACCAGGAUGGCGCCUACCAGAUCUUGCAGCAGACAAUUGAUGAAAUCAUCAAAUACCAAUUCGAUUUUCCUAUUAGCCGCCUCGGUCCCCAGAUCACAGAUUCUGACAGAACACUGGGCUUUCAUCUCCCCAUGAAGUUCGCCUCCGGUGACCCAAUGGAUGCGCCCGGAACACGACAGCUCUUGGCACCACACGAAGCAAACCUAGUCAGAUGGGACGAAGCAGUAGAUGACCUUAUCAAAGGGAAUCCAAACGCCGAAACAUUCAGUGAAGAGCAGGAGUCUGUCAUGCAUGAGGUACCAUUCAAUCCAAGUCUUCGUAUCGAGCCCAAACUUCGUGCCUAG
This is a messenger RNA of Letharia lupina, 1035 nucleotides long. RefSeq lists its product as uncharacterized. The record is from RefSeq and is a predicted model, not a curated record. The transcript has 4 exons. The coding region runs from base 1 to 1035 and encodes 344 amino acids. Lineage: Eukaryota; Fungi; Ascomycota; Lecanoromycetes; Lecanorales; Parmeliaceae.